Molecule: messenger RNA, 4705 nt
Organism: Notothenia coriiceps (black rockcod)
Lineage: Eukaryota; Metazoa; Chordata; Actinopteri; Perciformes; Nototheniidae
Gene: chd2
Product: chromodomain helicase DNA binding protein 2
Exons: 30
Biological process (GO): nucleosome organization
Cellular component (GO): nucleus; chromatin
Molecular function (GO): chromatin binding; ATP hydrolysis activity; ATP-dependent chromatin remodeler activity
Source: RefSeq, a predicted model, not a curated record
CAAUUCAGCCUCCGGAGAAUCCAACCGCUCUGCGUCCGAGUCGGGGAGUCGGUCAGAGAGCGAGCAUGGAAGUGAGCGGAGGAAAUCCCACAACUCCGAGUCAAACAGCUCCUCAGAGUCUGAGAGUCACUCAGAGUCAGGGAGCGAGUCUGCAGGGUCCAAAUCACAGCGAACCACAGAAGGAGCAAAAGAUAAGCCAGUUAAAAAGAAGGAGCGCCUGGCUGACGUAAAGAAGAUGUGGGAAGAACAUCCAGAUGUCUACGGGGUCAGGAGGUCAAACCGCAGUAGACAGGAGCCGGCUCGUUUAAACAUUGGAGCUGGGGGUAGCAGCGGCUCAGAGAGUGAGAGUCCCAAGAGGAAAACACCCCGAAAGAAAAAAGAAAAUAUCUGGAAAGAUGAUGACUCUAAUGAUGAAGACGAGGAGGAGGAAGCUACGGAGAGUUCAGACAGUGAGCAGGAAGAGAAAAAAGUUAGAUCCAGACGACUUCCUGCAAGAAGACCUCAGACCAAAUCAUCAACAGCCAAAAAGCAGCUGUCUCAAAAAGGCAAGAAGUCCAGGAAACAGGAGUCGUCUGCUGAAGAUGACGACGACGACGACGAUGAAGACGAUGACGAGGACGAUGAUGAAGACGAUGAGGACGGCACUCCAAAGAGACAAACUCGAGGAAGGACUGCAACCAAAGUGAAGAGUUAUAAAGAGGACCAACAUGACUUUGAAACAGACUCGGAUGACCUGAUCGAGAUGACAGGGGACGCUUGUGAGGAGCAGCUGGAUGAUGACAGUGAGACCAUUGAGAAAGUGAUGGACACCAGGACAGGCAAAAAAGCAGCCACUGGUGCCCCCACUACAAUGUAUUCUGUGGAGGAGAACGGGGACCCAAAUGGAGGCUUUGACCCCGAGAAGGAUGAGGGGGAGACUCACUAUCUGAUCAAGUGGAAGGGCUGGUCCUACAUCCACAACACAUGGGAGAGCAUGGACACUAUGACACAGCAAAAGGUCAAGGGACUUAAGAAACUGGACAACUUCAAGAGGAAACAUGACGAGCUCUCUUCAUGGAUGAGGAGGGCGUCCCCUGAGGAUAUAGAGUUUCAUAACUGCCAACAGGAGCUCAUAUCCGACCUGAACAAGCAGUUUCAGUUUGUGGAGCGUAUUAUUGCAACAAAAACAGCAAAGACACCAGGAUCUGUUGACUUCCCCUCUCAUAGUCACAAGAAUCCGUCCUCCGAUGAGCCAGAGUACCUCUGUAAGUGGAUGGGUUUGCCCUAUUCAGAGUGCAGCUGGGAAGAUGGAGCUUUGGUUGGUAAGAAGUUCCAGCACUGCAUCGACAGCUUCCUGAGCCGAAACUCCAGUAAAACCGUCCCAUCGAAAGACUGCAAGGUGUUAAAGCAAAGACCGAGGUUUUCUGCUCUGAAGAAACAACCAUCGUACAUUGGAGAUGAAAACCUUCAGCUGAGAGAUUAUCAGCUGGAUGGGUUGAACUGGUUAGCUCAUUCCUGGUGCAGGUGCAACAGCGUUAUCCUGGCAGAUGAGAUGGGGCUCGGAAAGACCAUCCAGACCAUCUCCUUCCUGUCGUACCUGUUCCAUCAGCACCAGCUGUACGGACCCUUCAUCGUGGUGGUGCCUCUGUCCACGCUCUCCUCCUGGCAGAGAGAGUUUGAAACCUGGGCCCCGGACAUGAACGUGGUGGUCUACCUCGGGGACGUCAUGAGCAGGAAAUCGAUUCGUGACUACGAGUGGGUGAACCACCAAACGAAGAGAAUCCGCUUCAAUGCACUAUUAACCACUUAUGAGAUUGUACUUAAAGACAAGGGGGUCCUGGGGAACAUCAACUGGGCGUUCAUGGGUGUGGAUGAAGCACACAGGCUGAAGAAUGACGACUCCCUGCUGUACAAAACAUUAAUGGAGUUCAGGUCCAACCACAGGCUCCUCAUCACCGGCACUCCGCUGCAGAACUCCCUCAAAGAGCUCUGGUCCCUGUUGCACUUUCUCAUGCCUGACAAGUUUGCUUCCUGGGAGGAUUUUGACGAUGCGCACGGGAAAGGAACUGAUAACGGUUAUCAGAGUCUUCACAAAGUCCUCGAGCCCUUCCUUCUGCGACGUGUUAAGAAAGACGUGGAAAAAUCUCUCCCCGCCAAGGUGGAACAGAUCCUCCGUGUGGACAUGACUGCACAGCAGAAACAAUACUACAAGUGGAUUUUAACGAGGAAUUACAGAGCCCUUUACAAAGGCCCCCGAGGCAGCUCCUCCGGCUUCCUGAACAUAGUUAUGGAGCUUAAAAAGUGCUGCAACCAUAGUUUUCUCAUAAAACAGCCGGAGGAAGUAGAAAAUGAAACCCAAAAGGAACACAUGCUGAGUGUAGUGAGGGGCAGUGGGAAGCUGGUGCUGCUGGACAAGCUGCUGACCCGACUCAGAGAAAGAGGAAACAGAGUCCUGAUCUUCUCUCAGAUGGUCAGGAUGUUGGACAUUCUGGCUGAAUACCUCGCCAAGAAUCGCUACCCCUUCCAGCGGCUGGAUGGUUCUAUAAAGGGGGAAAUCCGAAAGCAAGCACUUGAUCACUUUAAUGCAGAAGGCUCAGAGGACUUCUGCUUCCUGCUGUCCACCAGAGCUGGAGGUUUGGGGAUAAACUUGGCCUCGGCAGACACCGUAGUGAUCUUUGACUCUGACUGGAACCCUCAGAACGACCUGCAGGCUCAAGCUAGGGCUCACAGGAUCGGACAAAAGAAACAGGUCAAUAUUUAUCGACUGGUCACCAAAGGCACAGUGGAGGAGGACAUCAUCGAGAGGGCAAAGAAAAAGAUGGUUUUGGACCAUCUCGUCAUUCAGAGGAUGGACACUACUGGUCGAACUGUUCUGGACAGCAACUCUGGGUCCACAAAUUCAAAUCCAUUCAACAAAGAAGAACUGACUGCCAUCCUCAAGUUUGGUGCAGGGGAGCUUUUCAAAGAGGCCGAAGGAGAGGAGUCUGAACCACAGGAAAUGGAUAUUGAUGAGAUCCUGAGAUUGGCAGAAACGAGAGAAAGUGACCAAGGCUCCAGUGCUACGGACGAACUUCUCUCUCAGUUUAAGGUUGCCAAUUUCUCCAGCAUGGAAGAGGCCGCUCCAGAGCCGCUGGAGAAGCCGGGGCGGGAAUGGGACGAUAUCAUCCCAGAAGAGCAGCGACGCAAAAUUGAGGAAGAGGAGAAGCAGCGAGAGAUGGAUGACAUCUUCAUGCUGCCCAGGAGCAGGAGCUCUAACAAGAGGGCUCAGGCCAAUGACAGUGACAGUGACGUCGGCUCCAAGCUGAAGAACCGCUCCUCAGGCUCCGAGAGCGAGACUGACGAUAGCGAUGACGACAAGAAGCCGAAGAGGAGAGGCCGACCCCGAGCCCGCAAAAACAACGUGGAGGGUUUCACUGAUGCAGAGAUCCGCAGGUUCAUUAAGGCUUACAAGAAAUUUGGAUCACCGCUUGAAAGAUUGGAGGCCAUCGCAAGGGACUCUGAGCUGGUCGACAAAUCCAUAGCAGACCUGAAGAGGCUCGGUGAACUCAUCCAUACUAGUUGUGUGACUGCAGUGCAGGAGCACGAGGAACACCUUAAAGAAAACCCAGUGGAAGCCAAAGGUCCUGGGAAACGGCGAGGAAUCAACAUCAAGAUCUCGGGAGUGCAGGUCAACGCCAAGACCAUCAUCCAGCACGAGGAAGAGUUUGAGCCCCUGCACAAAGUGGUGCCCUCAAACCCUGCCGAGAGAAACCAGUUCAAUCUGACAUGCAGGGUCAAGGUGGCCCACUUUGAUGUAGACUGGGAUCUGCCAGACGACGUGCAGCUCCUGCUCGGCAUCUAUGAGCACGGCUUUGGAAACUGGGAUCUGAUCAAGACGGACCCUGACCUCAAACUCGCUGAUAAGAUUCUCCCAGUCGACCCAGGCAAGAAGCCUCAGGCCAAGCAGCUGCAGGCGAGAGCCGAGCAUCUUCUGAAGCUGCUGAAAAAAGAACAAGACAAUUCAGAGUCUAAAACAGGGGAGGAGGUCAAAGUGAAGAAGAGGAAGCCUCGGGUGAAAAAGGAGAACAAGACUCUGAAGGACGAGCAGGGCAACGACAUCUCCUCCCCCCGCCUGUCCGACAUCCCGUCAGAGGAGGGCGAGGUCAAGGUCAGUGUCACCUUCACGUCUGUAGAGUCCAGGCUGAGAAAUGCUUUUCUACUCCCUGCCGUUCAUGUGUUUGUAGCUCUGCUCCUCCUUAAACGAUGUUACUUGAAUACGUGGCUAUGCUUUGUAUUUCUACCUUUUUUUAGUGCUGGUACUUUUUGUUGCGAACGAGGAAACCAUUUUUUGCUUUUACUAAGGAUAAACGCAUUUAAUGUAGUGACCCAGCAAAGCCAUUACAACUGCAAACCUUCUGAUAAUAAAGCUAAAUACAGCUUUUUGUAGGAGAGGUUGCUAAACACUUUAUAAUAUUCACAUAUGUAUACAUAUUGUAAUGCAUACAUCAGUGGGCCAUAGGCUCAAUCACUAUUGUUACAACUGUCGGAGAUAGUUACCGACUUGCUACUUCGGCAAAGUGGUGUUUUUCAGCUUUAAUUUGUGAUAAACAAUGCAAUGGUACAUUUGAUCCACCUAAAUCCUUGUCCUCUGUCGUUGUAUGAAUUCUGUUGUUAUAUUAUCUAAAGGCCCAGAUACACCGGCCCAGAUACACCGGCCCGAAAUCGUCAGUAAAUGGGAGUCGGGCCG